Molecule: messenger RNA, 1809 nt
Organism: Letharia columbiana
Lineage: Eukaryota; Fungi; Ascomycota; Lecanoromycetes; Lecanorales; Parmeliaceae
Exons: 3
Coding region: 1-1809 (602 amino acids)
Biological process (GO): transmembrane transport; xanthine transport
Cellular component (GO): fungal-type vacuole; membrane
Molecular function (GO): xanthine transmembrane transporter activity
Source: RefSeq, a predicted model, not a curated record
AUGGACGACUCACCCGAUCGUAUUGGGCCCGAUAUGACCCCAAAAGCCACCUUCGCAGACAAGUCCCGGGGCAUCGUCAGAGCUUUGACAACCAAGGAGGGUUUGUUUGGCGAUUACGACUAUGCCUUCUUAUUCAAACCGAACCUACCAUUCAUGAAAAAAUCGAAAAGAGCAGCCCCUUUCUUCGGUCUCAAUGAUAAAAUGCCCGUCGUCCUCGCUCUAUUAUUAGGCUUCCAACAUGCUUUAUCCAUGUUGGCUGGUAUCAUCACCCCUCCUAUCAUCAUCGCCGGUCAAGGAGGCGCCAGUUUAGGGGCAAAUGAUACACAGUAUCUGGUAUCGACAGCAUUGAUCGUCGGUGGCAUCCUAUCUUCAAUACAGAUCACUAGAUUCCAUAUAUACAAGUCACCUUACUAUAUCGGCACCGGUUUGAUCUCCGUAGUCGGAACAAGCUUCUCCAUCAUCCCGGUCACCACAGGUGCCUUUGCACAGAUGUACGCCACUGGCUUCUGUCCUUCAGCUGCCGAUGGGACCAAAUUGCCCUGUCCUCAAGGCUACGGCGCUCUACUUGGCACCGCUUGCCUAUGCUCACUGCUCGAAAUCGGCCUUUCAUUCACCAAACCAGCAGUCUUGAAGCGUGUCUUCCCUCCACUCGUAACUGGCCCCACCGUCAUGCUCAUCGGCAUCGCUUUGAUCCAAAGUGGUUUCCAAGACUGGGCCGGAGGAUCCGGAACCCCAGGCUGCAUCACCCGUCCAACAAGCGGUCCCUACACCGUCUGUCCCCAAGUCGGCGCACCCCACGCUCUCCCCUGGGGCAGUGCCGAAUACAUCGGUCUGGGCUUCUCCGUCUUUGUCACCAUCAUCCUCUGCGAACGCUUCGGCAGUCCCAUCAUGAAGUCUUGCGCCGUCGUCGUCGGCCUCCUGGUCGGCUGCAUCAUCGCGGGCGCCACAGGCUACUUCUCCGCUUCCGGCAUUGACGCCGCGCCCGCCGUCUCCUUCGUCUGGGUCAAGACGUUCCCCCUGAGCAUCUACGCGCCCAUCAUCCUCCCGCUCAUGGCCGUCUACAUCGUCCUCAUGAUGGAAGCCAUCGGCGACAUCACCGCCACGUGCGACGUGUCGCGCCUCGAAGUCGAAGGCAAGCUCUUCGACUCGCGCAUCCAAGGCGGCGUCCUCGCCGACGGCUUCAACGGCCUCAUCGCCGGCCUCUGCACCAUCACCCCCAUGUCGACCUUUGCCCAGAACAACGGCGUCAUCGCCUUGACGCGCUGCGCGAACCGCAAGGCCGGCUACGGCGCCUGCUUCUUCCUCUUCAUCAUGGGCGUCUUCUCCAAGUUUGCGGCCGCGCUCGUCGCGAUCCCGAAUCCCGUGCUCGGCGGCCUGACGACCUUCCUCUUCAGCUCCGUCGCCGUGUCGGGCGUGCGCAUCAUCUCGACCGUGCCCUUUACGCGGCGCAAUCGCUUCAUCCUGACGGCAUCGAUGUCACUCGGCUUCGGCGCGAUCUUGGUCCCGAAUUGGUUCUCGUUCGUCUUCACGUACAAGGGGGAUAAUCAGUCCAAGCAGGGGUUCUACAACGCCAUUAUCUUAGUGCUCGAGACCGGUUUCGCGGUAACGGCCUUCCUCGCCAUCUUCCUCAACCUCAUCCUAGCCGAAGAGAUCGAAGACGAAGCGGCCAGCAUCACGGCCAACGAUGUGGACGCGGCGGACGACCAGGAGGAGUGGAGCCGGAUCCAGCGGGGCAAGGCCGACGGGGCCGGAGGCGGCGACGAUGGGGAGAAAGGGUAUGAUGGGCGGGAUAUGGCUGCGAAGACGUAG